AAUGACAAUGGGACCCCCUAAAAAUUGGUCAAAAAAUGACAGAUUUUUGACAGGAUCGGAUUUUGGUUCGGAUUGAAUCAAAAUCCGAUCUUCUCAGAGGUGAGCGAAUCAAUAGUGAGAAAGCCAUGAUGAGUAGCCAUAGUGAAUUAUCGAAAAAAAGCCAAAUCUCACGCCUUUCAAUGUGCGUUUUUGUUUCGUGUGGCCAUGGCUGCAUAUACGUCAUAUCUGUUGUACCUGUGGUGUGUGUUGUGUGGUAUUGUGUGUCGGUGUGAAUUUUGUGCAGCGUGUGGAAGUUACUGGUGGAAAGUGGGUGGAAGGGACAAUGUGUAAACUUUUAUUGUGUUGAAUUUAACCGCGGUGUGGCUGGUGUCGAUCCAUGUGCUGGUGUUCAUCAUCCCGGGUGUGCUGUACAUAGGCUAUUCCUCGCGCGCUAGGACGAUGCAGUUACAAAGCAGCAAAAUGCGGCGCUCAAUGAACGACGGUAGUGCGGUAAAAUCAUGCAUAGCCUGUUACGCGGUAAGGUGCUUUUUGAAGCGUUUGUUUUAGAUUUCUGCUCUGAUUUUAUAGUUAGUAACAAAGAUCAACCUUGGCGCAGGGUUUUGUGGUCAGACGAGUCCAAAUUCAAUCGACAGGGGUCGGACGGACGCAGGUUGGUUCGGCGCCCUGUUAAUUGUGCUCUUGAUCCGAAGUACUGCUUCAAAGCUUUGAAGCAUGGCGGUGGUAGUCUCAUGGUGUGGGGAUGCUUCUCCUACUAUGGGAUGGGUCCGUUGGUUCGAAUCCACGGUAAUUUAAAUCGUUUUGGCUAUCGAGACAUUCUUGAUACUCAUUUGCUAUCUCAUGCUAGGAACAACCAUCCUCGGUCUUGGAUGUUUAUGCAAGACAACGAUUCUAAGCAUACUGUAGGGAUCGAGAGCAGCAAGGAAAAUAAAUAUAUAUCAUAGAUUCGAAUAAAGCAAGUAAUAAUCAUUUAAUGAUGAUCAGAUAAUCAGAUAAGAACAUACAAAUAUAAGUUUUUUAAGUAGAAACAUGAAAACAGUUAAGAUAGAAUAGCGAUUAACGAAAAGUAUCGGCGCAUUCAAAAUAAAAAUCAGGCUAAUCGCAGAGAGAGUGAGAUAGCGAGAGGCGAUACAUCCGUUCGUAUGGAAGUGUCAAAAUAGGAGGCUUUUCGAGGAGAGGAGGAGAAUCGUCAGUCUUGUGAUUGAUCCCAGAUGACAAUCGGACAGCAUCUCACUAUAGCGAGCCCGAUGACAGCUUGACGUUUUCAUACUGAGACGCUGCCUUUGGCUGCCUCCCCCGUACUGAGCGAGCAUUGUCUUUCUCAUCGCCAUGGUGAGCUGCAGAGGUUUGUAUGGUGAGCAUUCUGGCUAGCGCCAAAUUUUCUCAUGAGACGAUCUGGCGCGCUUCAUCGAUCGGAUGAGAUGCCUUACAACAUGAUAGUGAGGUCGGAUUUUGGAUCGGCUGCCGAUCUUGCUCAUACGGAAGAUUUAGUCGUCGAAAGUGUUCCCGAAAAAGUUAAAGCGAAGUGGAGAGCUUUAUAAAAAAGCCGCGAAACUGGAAGAGCAGUUUGAAAAGGAGUGGGCAUUGCAAAAUGAUCCUGCCGGACCCAGCAGCCAGCCAGCAGCUCAGCAAUCUGCCGAGGAUGUUGCUAUGAAUGAACCCUGUGAAGGUCCUGUGGCAUCAAUGGAAGAGGAGUAUUUGGACGAAAACAAUACAGAUGACGAACGUGCUAGCGAUGAAGGAUCCAUCCACAACGAAGAUACUGAUGGCGAAGAGUAUUUAGAGGAAGAGUAUUUGGAGGGAGAGUUUUUGGAGGCAGAGUUUUUGGAGGAGGCGAGCCUGGAAACUGAUCCAGAAAGCGCGAAGCUACGAGACUCUUUGCGAACAUGGUUUAUUCGCAAUAAAGUUGCUCGUAGCGGGAGUAAUAAUUUACUAGGAAUACUGCGAAAAGCGUCUUCUCUUUCUGCUUUUUCAUCUCUUCCACAGGAUGUUAGGACAUUGCUGAAAGCUCCGGUUAACGCCAGCGAGCAGAUUACUAAGGUUCCAGGUGGAGGUGAAAUGUGGUACCAAGGCGUUAAAUGUUGUUUUCAACAUUAUUUUCGCGAUGUGGACGUACUAGAGGAUGUGUUUGAGCUGAAUCUUUCAGUGGACGGAAUACCAAUAUAUAACCGCAGCGCAAUACAGAUGUGGCCUAUACUAAUGCAGUUGCACAAUAUGCCGAAUGUUCCUGUUAUGGUGGUUGGAAUAUUUUGCGGCACUUCUAAACCAAACGAUGUUGAGCCUUUCCUGAGACCUUUGGUGGAGGAACUAAAUAGGCUACAUGAUCACAAAAUGAACUUUAACGGCAAAAAAAUAACUGUUUCGGUUAAAGUCAUAAUCGCUGACUCGCCUGCACGCGCAUUUAUUAAACUUUGCUACUACAACGGAGUACAUGGGUGUUUAAAAUGUAAAUGCUGUGGUACUUCCCUAAAAACACCAAAAAAAGUUAUUUUCGAGGAUACAACAGCUCCACCAAGAACAGAUAAGGAAUUUAGAGAAGAAAAACCCAGUUCUACAGGCCAUCGAAGAGGGAAAACCCCACUUACAGAUCUAAAAAAGUUCGACAUGAUAAAAGGUAUAGCUACUAGCGAUUUAUUACAUUUAAUACAAUUGGGUAUUGUUUUCAAGUUUCUGCUAGGCUGGGUCGAAGGAGCUCUUGCCCCCUUUAAAAAAUGGUGCAAGGAAGACAUAGAUGAAAUAUCAGAAGAGCUUAUAAGUAUACUGCUGCCCACAGAAAUUCAUAGGAAGUUUAGGUCUCUUAAUUAUCUUCACCUUUGGAAAGGUACUGAAUUCGGUAGUUUUUUACAUUACGCAGGUAUAGUGGGAGUAUGCCGGUACAUUGUUGAGGAAAUUUGUUGAGGAUUAUAGUGUUGUGUAUGAUCGCAUACAUCUAGUGAGUAAUGUUCAUCUCUUGCUUCAUGUAUACGAAGAGGUUAACAAUUUAGGCCCUCUGAUUACUUUGUCAACACAUUCCUGUGAAAAUAUGUUACAAAUAAUCAAACAUAGUUACGUAAAAUCUGGCUACCGAAGUUUGCAUCAAGCGAUAGGAAAAAUUAUAUUGUUGCGAGACAUAGACACUGCAGCACAAAGAAACCAGGAAAGUAUGACGUAUCCUACACUUAAAGUAAAAAAGGAUGAGACAAUUUUGCAAGUUAGGCAAGGAUUUUUGUUAAGGUAAAAUUUUAAAGAUUCUUGGUUUUUAACAAAAAGAAAUAUCAUAGUUAAGUACGAAAAAGCCAUCGAGGAAUCAGGAUCAGUCGUUGUACAUGGGUAUCCUUUGGUAAGACGUUUUCAAGCCUUUACUACUCCUAUUGCCUCCGAUAAAAUCUAUAACUAUAUUGGAUACGAAAACGACAUUUCAACAACGCUUCGAACUAUUCCAAUAACUGAUAUUAAAUGUAAAAUGGUAGCAAUUAAGACAAUACGAACAGGGGCUAAAGUACAUUUUACGCCAUUGAUACAUACCUUAACAUAAAAAGCCUUGGUUAGGUUAAUACGGUUAAGUAGGUUAAAUAGGUUAGGUAGGUUAGGUAGGUUAGGUAGGUUAGGUAGGUUAGGUAGGUUAGGUAGGUUAGGUAGGUUAGGUAGGUUAAGUAGGUUAAGUAGGUUAAGAAGGUUAAGUAGAUUAAGCUAUAGAUCAUAAGCAACCGAGUAGACCCAGUAUAAGGUCGGACUUAAUCCAGAGGCAGAAUUAAAUUCUCUGUCUCAAAUUUGUUGUAAGAUUAGUUUAAUGAUAGUAGAAUAUAAGGUGUAUAUUUAAAAAUAUAAUAUAAGUACAUGUAAGUUUAUGUGUUCAAAUCAA
Molecule: messenger RNA, 3838 nt
Organism: Anopheles arabiensis
Lineage: Eukaryota; Metazoa; Arthropoda; Insecta; Diptera; Culicidae
Exons: 6
Coding region: 1648-2895 (415 amino acids)
Source: RefSeq, a predicted model, not a curated record